GCGCACACAGCGCGCCACCACUGCUGUCCACCGAUCUUUUCCCAGACACAAUGACAGAAUCAGCGAGGAGACGAAGACGUCCGCGGGCGCUGGCCGCGAUGCUGGCGGUGACCCUAACAUGCGACGGGAGUGCGGCGGCCUUUGUGCCGCCGCCCGCCGGCCCAUUACACUUCCCCUUUUCUUCCGCAACAGCAGCAGCAGCAGCAGUUGCGCCAGCAGCAGGGCGAGCGUCUCAGCAGCAUCCCAGCCAGCAGAAACCGGGGCUACUACAAGGUGGGUCUCCUCGUUGGUUCUCCUCCUCCUUCUCCUCCUCCUCUGCUCUCGCUGGCUCGGCACCAGCGGACGGUGUUGUCCCGACGGACUACACGGACGGUUGGGAACCGAGGGACGGGGUGGAGAUCGGGACGUGUUCCCUCGUGGGCUCCGGGCCUGGCGAUCCCGACCUGCUCACAGUCGCCGGCCUGCGGGAGCUGCAGUCGGCCGACCUGGUCAUCGCGGACCGGCUCGUCUCCAAAGAGAUACUGGGAUUGGUAGAAGGCGAGCUACGCGUGGCGCGCAAGUACCCGGGCUGCGCGGAACAGGCCCAGCGCGAGAUCUACCGCUGGAUGCGAGAGGGGCUAUCGGCCGGCAGGCACGUCGUCCGGCUCAAGAUCGGGGACCCGUUCAUCUUCGGCCGGGGCGGCGAGGAGGUCCUGGUGAUGCGCGAGCUGGGGGUGGAGCCGAAGGUGGUGCCGGGGAUAUCCUCGGUGUUUUCGGCGCCCUUGCUCGGGGGGGUCCCCGUGACCCACCGGGGGGUUGCGACACAGGUAACCCUGGGCACCGGUUACGGGCAGGACUACGCGCGACCGGACAUCUGCGACUACCACCCGCAGAAGACGGCCGUCUUCCUCAUGGCGAUCGGUCGCCUGGAGGAGCUUUGCGCGGACCUCGUGCGCCGCUCCUACCCAACAGACACCCCCGUGGCCAUCAUCGAGAACGCAUCCACUCCUCGACAAAGGGUCAUCAAGGGCACCGUGGACACGAUUUCGAAGGUGGCGCGCGGGCUGAAGGUGAAGGCGCCGGCCACCAUCGUCGUCGGGGAGGUCGUGAGCGUCCUGCACGGGCCCGAGCAGGGCCUCCUAAGCGAUGCCGCGGAGGGGAUGUUCGCUGGCGUGGACAAGGAGAGGGUCGCGAGCGCCGCCGAGAGAGUCGCGGAGAAGAAGGGCCUGUUCAGCGAGAAAGCGGUGGAGAAGGUGCCUGUUCGCCGUCAAGCGUGA
Molecule: messenger RNA, 1256 nt
Organism: Ectocarpus sp. CCAP 1310/34
Lineage: Eukaryota; Phaeophyceae; Ectocarpales; Ectocarpaceae
Source: the annotation of a GenBank genome assembly